Molecule: messenger RNA, 321 nt
Organism: Vicia faba (fava bean)
Lineage: Eukaryota; Viridiplantae; Streptophyta; Magnoliopsida; Fabales; Fabaceae
Source: the annotation of a GenBank genome assembly
AUGAGGCCGCCGGAUCCCAUUGGGCAUAUUUUGAAACAAGGAGAAAAUUAUAAGCAAGCUGUGAAUUUGUAUAGAACUGCGAGAGAUGAUACUAGUGGAAAGAAUUUUAUAGGGGCCAGUAGUGCUAUUCUGGUUGAGUUUUGGGGAGUGUUAGAGGGUCUGCAGUUAUCGCUUAAGCUUGGGUACAAUCAAGUGGAUCUUAACGUAGACGUUAUGGAGGUGGCCAAAGCCAUUAAUGAUGGUAAAGUGGGGGUGGUGGAAUGUGUUGCUAUUCUCACAAAAUUUUUGGAGGUCAUUUCUAGUUUUGCAUAUUCCUCGUAA